This is a messenger RNA of Ipomoea triloba (trilobed morning glory), 1086 nucleotides long. RefSeq lists its product as uncharacterized. Lineage: Eukaryota; Viridiplantae; Streptophyta; Magnoliopsida; Solanales; Convolvulaceae. The transcript is spliced from 2 exons. The record is from RefSeq and is a predicted model, not a curated record. Bases 1 to 1086 code for a protein of 361 amino acids.
AUGACCCAGAGCCCUGCUUUACUCUGUUCCGCUGAAAAACGACGCCUCGGCAUCACGGCCGGGGUCACGGCCGUGAGCCUGGCCGUGAUCCAGGCUCCUCUUUGCGCAUUGCUGUUCUUUUCGCGCCCAAGUUCGGUUUCACCUGCAAGGUUUUCGGACCCCGUAGUCGACCAUGGAAUCGCCAUCUCCCAAGCUGUUCGCCCCGGGUUCGUAUCGUUUAAGCCUUCCUCUGAAGCCUUGGAUAUUGAUAAUAACGCUACGAUUGUUAAUGAUGGCCGCAAUGACAACACAGUGGUUGAUUUGCAGUUCUUGGUGAAGGGCCUCGAGCUGGGCCGCCGUGACGUCACGGCGUUACUUUUUCUAGUGGGUUUAUUCUCCGCUGCUUAUGCGUAUGCGGUAUUUGCAUUCUUGGUUACGUACACUUGGGUACAUGGCAUUGUUUUCGUUCAGGUUCUGGAUAAUUUGUUGGGGAAUUACAAAUCAUAUUUUAGGACUGCUUGGGACGGUGCUAAUUUGGGGCUCAGAAGGCUUUCUGGCUUCAUUCUAAUGCGAUGGGCAGUGAGGGAUGCAUUGGCACAGGUAUUGGGAAUUUGGUCUUUUGGCGAAAUUGAGGAUCAAUAUGAAUUCUUGAAGAUUUCUGUAAGAAUGAAGUUGAUGCCUUUUUCAGAUGUGGCACCAUGGAUUACAGGGCAUGAGAAGGAAAGUGUGUGCUUUAUAUUGUCAUGGUUCUUGGUUGAGUUGCUGGUGGGAUUUAUGUUUGCUGUGGACUCUUGGAUUGUGAUUGUGGACUCGAGGAAGAGUGGUAGGGAGGUUGUGAGAGAAGGGUGCCAUUUGUUGGUUUCGUUGCUCGGCCCUGCUAUUGAGAUCAAGGGCUGGGAAGCCAUGAUUUGUGGGUCUUUGACAAAAUGGAUAUUGGGCGAGAUUUUCGGUGAAGUAUUCGCAACUGCAUUCCAGUCAGUCAUGGAAGUCUAUUUCAUGGUAGCAUGGCUGAUGUUUUAUUUGGCUGCUAGGUCAAUUGAUGCAACGUCUCUUGGGAGGGCAUUCGGGCGAAGAGAGAUGGAAGGUUUUCUAGAGGGAAUUAGAUAA